This is a messenger RNA of Echinostoma caproni, 729 nucleotides long. Lineage: Eukaryota; Metazoa; Platyhelminthes; Trematoda; Plagiorchiida; Echinostomatidae. The record is from the annotation of a GenBank genome assembly.
GCGGAUCCAUCGGAAUGGUUCCAAACGAGUGAUGACCCCGAAACCGGUUACAAGCUGAGCGAGGUGGCCGCAUCCCUCAUGCUGAGAUAUGCUGUUCGUAUCGUGUAUGGACAAAAUGAAAAGCGUUUUGAUCAACUGACUGGUAGUCGUGGUAUCUAUGGUCCUGCCGAUACAUCACGUCUGUUCUCCAAUCCCAUGGGUCAGGCACAUGGGUCCUGGUCAGACUUUGCCUCCAAUACAUCAUCCGCAGCUCCUGGUCCCGGAUCCGGGGGUACCCCUAGUCACGGGGCUCGACCACAUGUGAGAAAAGAUGCAUUUUCCGAUUUGCUUAACGAUUUCGGCGAGUCUACCUCGUGGCAAGCAAAUGCAGAUGGUUCAGGUCAAACGAAAAGUAUCAAUCAGAUGCGACGCGAACAAUUGGCGAAAACCACCGACCCAGAUCAAUUGAAGGUCCAGGAUUGGGCAGAAGGUAAAUCACGCAAUGUGCGUGCGUUGCUUUGCUCACUGCCGGCUAUUUUGUGGGACGGAGUGCGUUGGAAGCCUGUCAGCAUAGCGGAUUUGAUCAGUGCCGAACAGGUCAAGCGUCAGUACCGAAACGCCGCGCGUGCCAUUCAUCCUGACAAGUGGCGCAAUACGGAGAACGAGAAACUGGCUCGGAUGAUAUUUGUCGAAUUGAACGAUGCGAUGACUGAGUUUGAAAAGGAUCCGGGUUCGGUCAUGUCUUUCUAA